Molecule: messenger RNA, 1773 nt
Organism: Fraxinus pennsylvanica
Lineage: Eukaryota; Viridiplantae; Streptophyta; Magnoliopsida; Lamiales; Oleaceae
Source: the annotation of a GenBank genome assembly
AUGGAGGAUUAUAUGAGUGGGAGUGAAGAAGAUUAUUAUUCAUCCGAUCGAGAGGAUUCGCUCGACGGACUCGAGAACGAUGAGUCAGAUUCUAAAUUUGUCCAAUACAAAGCUCCUUCCUGCAAGGUGAUUACGAAAGAGUCUCUUUUAUCUGCGCAGAGGGAAGAUUUGCGUAGAGUGAUGGAAUUGCUAUCGGUGAGAGAACAGCAUGCCAGAACUCUUCUCAUUCAUUAUCGCUGGGAUGUUGAGAAGUUGAUUGCGGUUUACGUUGAAAAGGGGAAAGCCUGUAUCUUUGCUGGAGCUGGUGUAACUGCUGUUGAAAUUGUCAACCUUGAUCCACCAGAAGCUUCUUCUACAGUGACGUGUAAUAUAUGUAUGGAAGAUGUUUCUGCAACUGGGGUGACCAACAUGGAUUGUGGGCACUGCUUUUGCAACAGCUGUUGGACAGAGCAUUUCAUAGUGAAAAUAAAUGAGGGCCAAAGCAAGCGGAUCAGAUGCAUGGCACACAAGUGCAAUGAUAUCUGUGAUGAAGCUAUUGUCAGAAAGCUAGUGAGUGAAAAGCACCCAGAUUUAGCAGAGAAAUUUGACCGAUUUCUUCUCGAGUCAUACAUUGAAGACAACAAAAUGGUGAAGUGGUGUCCCAGUAUACCUCAUUGUGGGAAUGCCAUACGCGUUGAAAAUGAUGAAUUUUGCGAGGUAGAAUGUUUGUGUGGUUUACAGUUCUGUUUCAGUUGCUUAUCAGAAACACAUUCCCCUUGCUCAUGCUUGAUGUGGGAACUGUGGACGAAGAAAUGCCGCGAUGAAUCAGAGACUGUUAAUUGGAUGACUGUGCAUACAAAGCCUUGUCCCAAGUGUCACAAACCUGUUGAGAAGAAUGGUGGUUGUAAUUUAGUCAGUUGCAUAUGUGGGCAAGCAUUUUGUUGGCUUUGUGGUGGAGCUACUGGCCGAAACCAUACCUGGUCAAAUAUUACUAAUCACAGCUGUGGUCGAUAUAAAGAAGACAGUGAGAAAAUGGCCAAGCGUGCAAAGCGAGACCUUUACAGAUACAUGCACUAUCACAAUCGUUAUAAAGCUCAUACAGACUCCUUUAAACAAGAAUCUAGACUAAGGGAGACUGUAAAGGAGAAGGUGUCAAAUUUAGAAGCCACAGAUUCAAAAUUGAGAGAUUUCAGCUGGAUUACAAACGGACUUUGCAGGCUUUUCAGAUCGAGGCGAGCUCUUUCAUAUUCAUACCCAUUUGCAUUCUACAUGUUUGGUGAUGACUUUUUCAAGGAUGAGAUGACGGAAAAGGAAAGGGAAAUAAAACAGCAUUUAUUUGAGGACCAGCAGCAGCAGCUCGAAUCAAAUGUGGAGAAACUCUCUAAAUUUCUCGAGGAGCCAUUUGAUGAGUAUCCUGAGGAACAAGUCAUGCAAAUAAGGAUGCAAGUCAUCAAUCUUACAGUGAUCACUGAUGACCUUUGUAAAAAAAUGUAUGAAUGCAUAGAGAAUGACUUGUUGGGUUCGCUUCAAUUCACUAUUCACAAUAUAGCUCCAUACCAGUCCAAAGGCAUUGAAAGGGCAGCAGAGCUGGCCAUUGGAUGGAGCACACAAGCAGGCAGCAUUAAAAAAUGUCAGAAAGCAGAUGGUCAAGCCAAUGGAUGUAUAAUAGAAUCAGAUGUACCAUCAGCAUCUGGAAUAUCAGAUGAGAGCGAACACUCAUCACGAAAGCGUGCACGAAAAGGAAGUUUCGAGAGCAGCCUGUUUGAUCUCAACUUGCCUGCAAAGUUUAAUUAG